Molecule: messenger RNA, 1261 nt
Organism: Zophobas morio
Lineage: Eukaryota; Metazoa; Arthropoda; Insecta; Coleoptera; Tenebrionidae
Product: probable serine hydrolase
Exons: 2
Coding region: 102-1124 (340 amino acids)
Source: RefSeq, a predicted model, not a curated record
CCUAUCGUCUGUACAACACAGUGCACUAUAGUUGUUAUGUAAUAACCUAGUACGUCACAUAUAAGAAAAACGUAUAAUAUUUUGUUCUUUGUAACACUUCAAUGUUCCGACGAGGUGUGGUUUUACUCGGCGCCAUCAAGAAACCUAAGUUUGAACACUCCACCAAUUUUCAGUCUUCAUAUGAACAACUCACUGGCUUAGAAAUUAAAAUUCCGGUUCCGUGGGGUCACAUAGCUGGUAAAUGGUGGGGCCCGACGAAUAUCCGACCUAUUUUAACCACGCAUGGUUGGCAAGAUAAUUGCGACUCGUUCAACAGAUUGCUUCCUUUAAUUAGCCAAGACGUAGGUUUCUUAGCUGUUGAUUGGCCAGGACACGGCUACUCUUCGCAUAUUCCUGACGGUUUUUACUACCAUAACACAAAUUACAUGCUUCUGAUUCAACGCUUGGUAGACUAUUUCAAAUGGUCGCAGGUAUCACUGAUGGGUCAUUCCCUAGGCGCUAGUAUCUCGUUCCUGUACACCAUAAUAAACCCCCAAAAUGUAGAUCUUUUAAUUUGCUUAGAAAAUAUCAAGCCGCUCACAGAAGACAUUAUCACUACCAACUCAGAAAGAAUCGCGAAAUUUCUACACUACGAAAAACUUAGAAGGCAAAAUACAGAGCCUCACGCUUAUACCAUGGAGGAAAUUAAGCGAAAAAUCGCUAGUUUUCUUGACGGCUCUGUUGCAUACGAACACAGCCACCACUUGGUGGAGCGCAGUGUCGCUCCUUCGAAGAGCCAUCCUGGGAAAUACUGUUUCACAAGAGAUCCUAGGUUAAAAGUACUCGAUUUAGUUAAUUGGCGACAAAAGGACCUAGUACUUGGGGCCCGACGUGUGCGUUGUCCUGUUUUUAUUGCAAAAGCUACUGGCGUGUCUUACUUUGAAGAAGAAAAUAAUGUUCAUGAAGUUGUAGACGCUCUUAAAGAAAGUGGUAACUGUGAGCACCAUCUACUCGAAGGAACCCAUCAUUUUCAUUUUAAUAAUCCUGAAGCAGUAGCUGGAUUGAUUAAAAAGUUUCUUAAACAACGCGAUAGAUCCGAUAGAAGUGUAGGUGGAAUCAAAGAGGAAAUGAUUGUAUAUAGUUAACACAAAGUGUAGCAGUUAUAACUAAAGCUCGGAAUUAUAUGCAGAAAAAAAAAUGUAAAUGUGCGCAGAUGUGCAGAGAAAUUUGCUAUUAUAUGCAAAAAAUUGCUAAAAUAUGCAAGAAAUGUUACUUUUUUUUA